This is a messenger RNA of Torulaspora delbrueckii, 2148 nucleotides long. RefSeq lists its product as uncharacterized. The record is from RefSeq and is a predicted model, not a curated record. The transcript has a single exon. Gene Ontology annotation, molecular function: oligopeptide transmembrane transporter activity. NCBI's taxonomy places the organism in Eukaryota, Fungi, Ascomycota, Saccharomycetes, Saccharomycetales, Saccharomycetaceae. Gene Ontology annotation, cellular component: fungal-type vacuole membrane. The coding region runs from base 1 to 2148 and encodes 715 amino acids.
AUGUCAGAGAUUCAAUCUUUAGACGAUACGGACGAGCAAGAGUUUCCACCUCCAGUUGCAUGGAAUGACAAACCAGCUAUCAAACAGAUAACAGUACGGGCUACUUUUGUGGGUCUGAUUAUUGGUUCACUCGUGUUGAUUUCAAAUUUUCAAUUUGGUUUGCAAACGGGAUGGGUAUCAAUGAUGUCGAUGCCGUCAGCUUUAUUGGCAUGCGCAUUCUUCAAAAAGAUUUGGCCAGCGAUACGCCCCAAUGAUGGUCCGUUUACUGAUGUUGAGACGGUUUACGUCCAAAGUAUGGCUGUAGCCGUUGGGACAGGUCCCUUAGCAUACGGAUUCGUUGGUGUCAUUCCUGCCAUCGAAAAGUUCCUCACCAAAGAGGAGAGCGGGUUUACUAGAGAGCAAGGACAACUGUUCAGCUUCAAUCAACUACUGGCUUGGUCAUGCGCAUUAGCGUUUUUCGGUGUCUUCUUUGCAGUUCCUCUGAGAAAGCAAGUCGUUGUGAGAGAAAAGUUACCUUUCCCUAGUGGAAGUGCUACCGCUGUGCUGAUAGCUGUGCUCAAUGACUCCGAAAUUUUACAAGAAGUCUCACGUCGUGAGAUACUAGAAAUGAGAACCCGCAGACUAGAUGAAUGCUCUGAAGUCUUGAUGCCUGAUAGUGUACCCUCUUCAGAAGGCUAUUCAUCUUUCGACCCUGAGCAUACUCUUCCUGAGUCAAACACCUACAAUGAAAACAUAAACGUACUAUCUUUGACUUUUUUUGCCUCGUCAAUCUAUACCAUCGGUUGCUAUUUUCUACCUAUACUUAGGUCGAUUCCACUUUUUGGAACAUACCUUUCGAAAACUUACCUAUGGAAUUUUCAACCUUCCCCAGCGUACAUUGGUCAGGGUAUUAUAAUGGGUCUCUCCACAGUUUCUUACAUGCUUUUCGGCUGCGUCUUGGGGUGGGCCAUCCUGGCACCAAUGGCCCGUCACGCUGGUUGGGUCCCAUCCGAUGCAGGCGUCGAUGAUUGGGAAAGAGGUGUACACGGCUGGAUUCUUUGGUGCUCAUUGUCCAUCAUGGUCGUUGAUAGCGUGGUAGGGUUCAUAGUUGUUACUGUUAAAUCCAUAGUAAAAUUUUGGCUCAUAGAUGACAAGGCUGGUUUGUUGGCUGAUGUAUGGGAAGAUUCAUUCGAGUCCAUGUUGUUGGAAGAAGAAAGAAUGAUUAACAGCAGGCGAAAUACGGAAACCAGUAAAUCCCACAACACUGUGAAGUUGGUUUACAAUGACCAAGAUCAUGAAGUAGCCCCUGAACAUCUUGUUCAAUACACCACCGUUAUUAGCGGACUAAUAUUUUCCUCCAUCAUGUGUGUCAUACUGAUCAUCUACUUGUUCGGGAUUGAUGUUAUCCCAAUAUACGCAAUGAUCUCUGCACUUAUUAUUGCACUCUUUCUUUCUAUCCUUGGUAUUAGGGCUUUAGGUGAGACUGAUUUGAAUCCUGUCAGCGGUAUAGGUAAAUUAUCGCAGCUGAUAUUCGCUGUGAUUGCUCCUCGUAAUCAACCCGGUUCUGUGCUGCUAAACCUUGUGGCCGGUGGAGUUGCCGAGGCUGGCGCUCAGCAGGCUGGAGAUUUGAUGCAGGACCUGAAAACUGGUCACUUGCUGGGGGCAUCACCAAGAGCGCAAUUCGUUGCCCAACUCCUGGGUGCAUCAUGGUCCGUGAUUAUGUCCAGCAUCAUGUAUAUGUGUUACAACAAGGUUUACCACAUACCAGACAAACAAUUUAGAAUCCCAACGGCUAUCGUCUGGAUCGAUUGUGCUAGACUUGUCACUGGGAAGGGACUACCUGAGAAGGCUUUUGAGUGCGCCAUCAUACUGGGAUUCGUGUUCGGAGUCCUUUCUCUAAUCAAAAACUGCUACCGUGAUAGCGAUUACAAAUGGCUGCGUUACAUACCGUCUGGUGUGGCCGUUGGAGUUGGUAUUUACAACACCCCCAGCUUCACUAUCGCCAGGUUCAUUGGGGGUCUGGCGUCCUCCAUAUGGUUGCACAAGCACAGAGGCGAUUUGGGCGCCAAAACCAAGAUGAUUGUUUUCAGUUCCGGUUUAAUCUUGGGUGAAGGUGUUUGUAGCAUUUUCGAUAUGCUUUUCACAAACCUCAAUGUUCCUCAUUUCUGA